Messenger RNA from Amyelois transitella, 5145 nucleotides. Its product is annotated as phosphatase and actin regulator 1. Gene Ontology annotation, biological process: actin cytoskeleton organization. Gene Ontology annotation, molecular function: actin binding. NCBI's taxonomy places the organism in Eukaryota, Metazoa, Arthropoda, Insecta, Lepidoptera, Pyralidae. The transcript has 14 exons. The coding region runs from base 197 to 1996 and encodes 599 amino acids. The record is from RefSeq and is a predicted model, not a curated record.
UCAAUCAGUUGAGGGUGUAAAUUGUAAACAUUUCUUGAUAAAUUUCCAAUGAAUUUUGUUAUAAAUUGGUUAAUUAUCUUGCUUUUUUAGUAGUAAAGUUCUGUAUUUACCUUUAUAAAUCUUGCAUGCAGUGAUGUUAUAUUCUAAGUAUGGUUGUUUUUCGAAUAAAAUAGUGUUUUUUUAAUGAAUCCUUUCAAUGGCUAGUGACAACGACAAAAGUUCCAGUAAUCAUAACUUGGAUGGUUCCUUGAAAACUAUCAAGAAGCAAGGCAAUCCCACGAGUACUGGUGACUGUGCUGAAAAAUCAAAUCUGGGCAUCACAAAAGGAGGCCGUCAUUUAUCAAUUCCAUUUGAUUCCACAACAGCAAACGGGGAUUUAACAAAAAAACAAAAUGGCUCGACGGUGCGGACGAACAGCCUGGGCUCGGGCGCACGCACGCCUCCCGUCGAGAGGACCAAAUCCAAAUUUUCGGCGUUCGGUAGACUCUUCAAACCGUGGAAGUGGAAGCGGAAAAAGAAAUCUGAGAAGUUUGAAGCGGCUUCUAGAACUUUAGAAAGGAAGAUAUCCGUCCGAGCAAAUAGAGAUGAAUUGGUGCAGAAGGGCAUCCUCCUUCCUGAGAGUCCCGUCACGCCUGUACCUGAAGCCAAUGAGGAUUCACCGACGUACGGCGACGAAGCCCGCAGCGAGUCUGGCACCAGCGUGCAGGACCGCACCAUCGCGGGCAUGCACGCGGCCCUGCAAGCGCAGCUCGCGUCGCAGCUGGCGCAGCAGCAGGCGGCGCUGGCGGCGGCGGUGGCGGCUGCCGCGGCCGCGCACCACCACCACCAGAACAAUAAUGUCAUUGAACCAAAGAAAGACAAACUGGAAAAUGGCGGGGAGUUAAUGAGGCCGGAGAGACCAAACUCUUUGUCUGCUGGAAAGCUUCCGCGGCGAAUAUGUUAUCAAGAUGUUGGGAACAUGGGCUAUGGCCCUUCCGGGGGCGAUGGCGGUGGCGACAGUGCGGAGGAGCAACUAGUUCUAUCCGAGCUGCCAGAACCUCCGAUAGCAGUCUCCGAGAUCGGCCCCAUCCCGCCGCCGCCGAUGUUCAGCUCGCCCAGUCCCACGCGACACCACCAUCAGCACCCUAUCGUGCAACAUCCUCACUCCGACUCCGAAGAGGAGGACGAACAUGAGGAUGACGACCUCGAGCCUCUUCCAAUGGCAGCGGACACCAAUCGCGUAGAGGAGAUCCCUCCCAAGGAGCCGAUCUUUAACGCGGUGCCGCUAAAGUCCGCGCUGAAGAAGCGGCCCGCGCCCAGCGCCUCGCCCGCCGCCACGCCGCUCGCGCCGCGCCAAGACUACCAUCACGCCAGCUUCAAACGGCCGCCGCCAAAACCGAGGAUCCGAAUAUGCAGUAGCCGGCCAGUGCGCGUUGGCAACGCGGCGGAGAACAAGGAGAAUGCGCGGCCUUGGGAAGGAGAGUACCGCGAAGAUGGCGCUAGUGAGUCGGAGCGCGUGGCCGCCAAGCUGGCGCGCAAGGAGAGCCUUAACAUCAAGUUGGCGCUGCGCCCCGACCGACAGGAACUUAUCAAUAGAAACAUAUUAGUGGUGCAAAGCGAGCACGAGCGGCAAGAGUCGUGGGAAGCGAUCGGGGCCCGCCUCAUCCGACGACUGUCGAUGCGGCCCACCGCUGAGGAACUGGUCGAGAGAAACAUACUCAAAAGCCAAUCUCCCGCGGAAGAGAAGAAACAGAAGGAAGAGAAGAAGCGGUAUCUACUGCGCAAACUCAGCUUCCGGCCGACUGUCGACGAACUCAAGGAGAAGAAGAUCAUCCGGUUCAGCGACUACAUUGAGGUUACACAGGCACACGACUACGACCGCCGCGCCGACAAGCCGUGGACCCGUCUGACGCCGCGCGACAAGGCGGCCAUCCGCCGCGAGCUCAACGAGUUCAAGAGCUCCGAGAUGGCUGUCCACGAGGAGAGCAAGCACCUCACCAGGUUCCACAGACCAUGACGGCUGCGGCGGACAGCCGGACCGGACCAGUUAUCGCGCGGCGUGUGAGCGGCGCCGACCGCCCGACCUCCCGACCACACACCCGACCGCGACGGAGACCGACUUCCCUCCGGGGCGUCACCUGUGAUUUUAAACGUUAUUUAUAUAUUGACUUCUUCCGAAAUCCGGAAGGUCGCAAUAACUUACCAAAACGCAUCGGUAAAGUGUUGAAUAUUCUAAAGUUUCUUUGUAUCGCUGUUUCGACGUUACAUAUACAUACACUUUUUUUAAACCCGUGAGUGCAAUCUUGUUUUUAUAAUUACGUUUUCUUGUAUCGUAGUUAUUGCCGAGUACAAUUAUAUUAUUAUUAUGGUAUUGAUUUAUGUUAAGUUGAUGUAUUCUAAGCAUACCUAUACAUUCUUUGAAUUGACCUUCGAGAAAGGUUAGUGAUACUGAUUAUUGUGGUGGAGAUUAAUGCGCUUCAAGCUCAGUCAACUUUGAGUUACGAGCGGUUUGUUUUGAUUAUAUGAGAAGCAUCAGGCGUAGAAAAUUUGUAGUCUUGUGAUUUUUUCUUAAAUGCUAGCUAUAGCUUUGUAGUCAUUAAGCUAGUUUCUAUUUGCAAUCAUAUUUAUUUCAGAAGGAGUUAUUAGUGUCACAAUUUUAUAUUACUUUCACGAGUUCAUUCGGUUCGACGCUCGAUUUGGUACGAGCUCGUUUGGUUUACCUGUCCUAUAAUUUAUAUUUUGAUAUCAUUCAGUAUUUAAAUAGAUAUCUAAGAUUGGACUUUUCAUUAUUUCGGCCAGUAUUGGUCAGUCUAUGAGAUACCUACCACUGACAUUCACUGAUCUUUUAUAUGUUCGAACUAUUCGGUUUUGUGUAAUGUAUUUGUCCUGUAAUUUAACAUCGUUGAGGUAAGGAAAUAGGUGUUAUAUUAGUAAAUAACGUUAUACGUAUUGACUGCGGUCUGUCUCUAGUUUGAAUCCGUCGACUUGGACCAUCUCGGGAGUGCUUCCAAAUGCUGUGCAAAAUAACAAUAAGUUUUUAGCGCGAGUCAAACGCUCGUUUUAUACUUAGAUACAUCUUAGUGUUUGCAAUACGUGAUAAUUGCUCCUUGCUGUAUUCUCACUAUAGCCAAGACUAAGUUUGCUCAAAAUUAGAGUUCGAUGUUUAUACAUAAAAUAACGUAUACUGUUAAUUAUAUUUUUAAAAGCACUGAUAUACCACCUAUCUCUUAUCACUUAGUGUAAUCAAUAUUUUAUAAUUCACUUACAAUUUUAUUUCAAUAACUAAUAAUAUGCUACGGAUGUUAAAUAUAUAUAUAUACCUUAGUUACAGAGCCAUAUGUUCAACAAAACAGUUCUGACCAUUCCAGCAUAAAAGUGAAUAAUUAAAAUGCAAAAGUCAAGACGUAGAGAAAUACUUUAAUACUUCUCGUUUGAACUAGAUCGCAUAUACAGGGAAAGAUUUUGUUGAUAGGAGUCAAAAAUGCUGUAAGAAAAGUAAAAUAUACUCAAGUGAAGCUCAACGAUAGACACCUGUCACAACUCGUGAUCGGAGCGACCUCGCCGGGAACAACUUGUUAUCAUCUUGUCGCUUAGCCUAGCUCUAGCAUAAGUAAAGUUGAACGAAGUAUUGAACUAAUGAUUAAAUUUUAAUAAUCAAAUAACUUAAAAGCUGUAGGUGUUAAUAAAAUAAAUAUACGCCUUCUGAGAUUAUUAUUUUGAUAUAAAACAAGUUUGUUUUGCACCAGAACGAUAAUGUACCUUAAAUUUACAUGAUAGUAUAAUGAGCAAUAAUAUUACUAUCAGUUUAUUUGAUAAAUUGUUCAAUGUUUUGAUGUUGAGAAUAUUUUUUACCUUAUUAUAUAAGUAAUUUUUUCGUAGUAUAAACUUCAUAGAUAGGAAUCAGUUAAUAUAAAUAAUUUUUAAUAAGGGUGAUGUAUUGUUCAGUAGUGGUGCCAUUUGUGAAGUGUUUCCGGGUAAGAAGACGCAGCAUUUCAGUUGUCAAACAUGAUGCAUGUUGGCAGUGGCUCGUACCACGUGCAGUGAGUAUUUGAGCAGAUGUCAAUUUAGUAACAAGUGUAUGUAUUUAUAUGAAACAGUAGGUAACACUUAUUAAACAUAUGGAUACAUUUUCAGUAUGGAAUUCGACCGGUCACACAUUUGUAUUGACGCAGCAUUAUGAUAGCGAGCUACAAAGGUUACAAUGGUUAUUCUUGAGACCAUUCCAUAUAGAUUAAAGUUGAAGCCAAAAUGACGACUUAUUUUUCUAAAUGAUUUUGUUAGAUUUGAAAUAAAACAUAUUAAGAUAAAAUGUUAGAUGUUUAUCGGUAUAUUAUACAAAUAACUUAAUAAGACACUCAGAUUUCCAAAGAAUUAUAGCUCAAGUAAAUUGUUCUAGCUAGCUUACGAUUGCCAUUGUUAGUGUUAUGAGACCGGCAGAGAUCAGCCGCGCGCGCCGGCAAGGCAUUCUUAGGAGCUGAGCUAAACACUACAUUCAAAUAUAUUCGAACAUCACAAUUUGUAUAUACAUAAUUAAUUUACCAAUUAAAUGUGAUACGAAUUUUCUUAUUUUAGUGUUUAAAUAAUUUAAAGUAGUCUCAUAUCGCAAUAUUUAAUGCUAAAAGGUGCUAUCGGUUAGCAUUGAACUUUUUGGAUGGUGUUUUAGUGACCUCUGUUUGCGGCUUGAACAAACGUACUCAAACAUGUUAAGUGUCAGAAUGUAUUACUUUUCUUUGAAAUAAUACAAUUUAUAAGACUAUAUUAAUCAAACAUUAAUUGUAGUAGUUCUGUUUUCUUUGUGCUUUUUAAGUACCUAUUUACAUAUAGAGGAAAUAUUUAAAAUGACAACAAAAUUAAUACCUUCUGUUAGUAUAUCUUCUAAACUUAUGUAUAUCGAUAAACAUUCUUUUGGAUAAUAUUUGUAUAUAAUUUUAUUAUGAAUGAUGUAAAUUAUGGAAUCUCUUUUAUUUCCAUUAAUCGUACGUAACUUUUUGUGCUAUUACAUUUUAUAAUUGCUAUCUUCAGUAAUCUGUAUACUGUUGCUUUUAUUUUUUAAAUUGUGUAAAUUAUUAAUGACAUUAAGUAUAUUUAAUGAUAGCCAUAAAAUUACUUGUUUUAUAUAAAAUAAGUCUGUAAAUACCCUGAUUAUACAUUAAGUUUUAUACUAGA